AUGCCCCGCUCAUUUUUGGUGAAGAAGAUCAAGCUUGAUGAUUUCUCUUCGUCCAAUGUGGCCACCUCCAAUCAUCAUCACCACCUGGACGACUCGUUCACUUUUGCACGCUCCAUCACAGACUCGGUGACCAGCCUUGGGGUCCGUCUUAGUGAGAAUGGCUACAUCCAGGAUUACAUCACGCCAUCUGUAUACCAGGAGGAGAAGAAGAUGGAGCACAAGCUGGCCUCGCCGGUGUCAGACCCCCUCUACACUCAGGUGAGCAGUGGAGGGGAGUACUGCGACCCCGACCUGAAGCACCCCGACAGCCCGCAGUCUGGCAUGACGGCCAGCGGCUUCUACAGUGGUGAAUCAGAGGCCCUGGCCGAGGGUUACACCAUGGAUGCCUUCUUCAUCUCUGACGGGCGAUCGAGGCGGAAGGGAGACAGCGAGAGUCGGGGAGGGGGCUCUAGAAGCAGCAGCGCCAACGGCGGGGCUCAGGAGAGAGGGGUAGCCGGCACGGCUCGCCACACCUGCAACGAGUGUGGCAAGACGUACGCCACCUCUUCCAACCUCAGCAGACACAAGCAGACGCACCGCAGCCUGGACAGCAAGAUGGCCCGCAAGUGUCCCACCUGUAACAAAGUGUACGUGUCAAUGCCUGCGCUGGCCAUGCACAUCCUCACCCACGACCUCAAGCACAAGUGCGACGUGUGCAGCAAGGCCUUCAGUCGGCCGUGGCUCCUCCAAGGUCACAUGCGCUCGCACACGGGGGAGAAACCCUUUGCCUGCGCGCACUGUGGCAAAGCCUUUGCUGACCGUUCAAACCUCCGCGCCCACAUGCAAACACACUCUGCCUUCAAGCACUACCGAUGCAAGCGCUGCAAUAAGACCUUCGCUCUCAAGUCCUACCUGAACAAGCACUAUGAGUCAGCUUGCUUCAAGGGCUCUGCAGACGAAGACGACUCUGGAUCAGAAAACUAA
Molecule: messenger RNA, 963 nt
Organism: Labrus mixtus (cuckoo wrasse)
Lineage: Eukaryota; Metazoa; Chordata; Actinopteri; Labriformes; Labridae
Gene: scrt2
Product: scratch family zinc finger 2
Exons: 2
Coding region: 1-963 (320 amino acids)
Biological process (GO): regulation of DNA-templated transcription
Molecular function (GO): RNA polymerase II cis-regulatory region sequence-specific DNA binding; DNA-binding transcription factor activity, RNA polymerase II-specific
Source: RefSeq, a predicted model, not a curated record